AUGGUUAUGACUUACAAGGAGAUGACCGCUACAAUCUUUGGCUUAGUCAAUAUCAUUCUCAAUCAUUACAAAAAACACCUACUGGUCAAAGAGGAAGAGGAAGGAAGAUUGAAGAGACACUCACUGGUCAAAUUACUGUUGGAAGAGGAAAGAAGGUUGAUGAGACACUCACUGGUCAAAUUACUGUUGGAAGAGGAAAGAAGGUUGAUGAGACACUUACUGGUCGAACUACUGUGGGAAGAGGAAAGAAGGUUGAUGAGACACUUACUGGUCGAACUACUGUGGGAAGAGGAAAUAAAGUUGAUGAGACACUUACUGGUCGAACUACUGUGGGAAGAGGAAAUAGAGUUGAUGAGACACUUACUGGUCGAACUACUGUGGGAAGAGGAAACAGAGUUGAUGAGACACUUACUGGUCGAACUACUGUGGGAAGAGGAAACAGAGUUGAUGAGACACUUACUGGUCGAACUACUGUGGGAAGAGGAAAGAAAGUUGAUGGUCAGUGAUACCA
This is a messenger RNA of Amphimedon queenslandica, 511 nucleotides long. RefSeq lists its product as uncharacterized. The annotation marks the transcript as partial. The transcript is spliced from 10 exons. The record is from RefSeq and is a predicted model, not a curated record. NCBI's taxonomy places the organism in Eukaryota, Metazoa, Porifera, Demospongiae, Haplosclerida, Niphatidae.